Molecule: messenger RNA, 1739 nt
Organism: Purpureocillium takamizusanense
Lineage: Eukaryota; Fungi; Ascomycota; Sordariomycetes; Hypocreales; Ophiocordycipitaceae
Exons: 2
Coding region: 180-1739 (519 amino acids)
Biological process (GO): positive regulation of transcription by RNA polymerase II; meiotic cell cycle
Cellular component (GO): nuclear chromosome
Molecular function (GO): DNA-binding transcription factor activity; DNA binding
Source: RefSeq, a predicted model, not a curated record
CCUCCUCUCCUCUUACAAUAGAUGCUCCCCAGCCGCCAUCGCUCCUUAACCUCUUUCAUCCGAUCGCAUCGUACGCCCCAGAUACGGGCCACUUCUACCAGCAGCCGCAGUCCCCAACAGCCUAUGGUCCAGCUUUUAGGCCUCCUCUGACUCCCAGCACAACACUCUUGACGGCGGGCAUGGCACAUGCCCAAACGCACGCACAUCGCACCGGAGUACUUCCACAUUUGGCGGGCACCCGCGAGCAAUACUCGACGACGACGCCGUCUUUUCGACGUGGCGGCUCCGAGAUUCUGUCUCGAUCGCCUUCCUUCCCCGGCGCGCCGCUCCGGCGACAUCAGUUGACGACGGCUCCGCAAGGCCCGCUCAGCGACUUCGUCCCCUCGGCAGCAAGAAUGGACGCCGGGCAGUACGCCGCGCGGGCAUCGAGUCAGCAAAACCAAGUACCACCGCUCCAACCCCUUCAAGCGCUCGGAACGCUGCAGUACAUGGACUCAUCCAUGGGCCCGAUCAAGCUGGAGAUCAACGGUGCUGUCGACAAGGGCCCCUUCCUAUCGCCAGACCACGAGUGGACGUGCUACCGACGAAACUACCUGGCAUGCGUCUGUUCGUUUCAGCUUAGCCCCUACUAUCCUACGAUGGCGAUUCAGUUCACACCGAGCUCGGGAACGGGCACUAACCAGCCGUUCCCCGUCUACGGUUUCGCGAUGUCCAUUUCGGCAGUUGUGGCGGAAAACGAGCAGCAGAGCAUCGAGCUGGUUCAGCACACGCCCAAGAGAGACAAGGGCCCCAUCAGCAAGCCGUCAAAGGUGUCCAUGGCGCCCAAGACGAGUUCUCCAACGCACCCUUCGCUAGCCGGCUACGGGGACGUUCCCACGGUCCCCGGCACGAGGGGCUUGUAUCCGGACGGAUUCACCAAUCCACAGGCUGCCGGACAAGCACUCCCCAGCGAGCACACGUUCGAACGAAUCCAAUUCAAGCAGGCAACACAGAACAAUGGUAAACGGCGGGCAGCGCAGCAGUACUACCAGCUGAUUGUGGAGCUCUGGGCCGAUGUUGGCGUCCACGACCCAGACCAGUUCGUCAAGGUGGCUUAUCGCAAGUCGGCCAAGAUGAUUGUGCGAGGCCGUUCGCCGGGCCACUAUCAAAACGAGAGACGAGGAAGCCAAGGCAACGGGCCUGGGGGCUCUGCCGGUACACUCGGCAGCUAUGCACCGCUCGGCCACAUGGCAGACUUCAACUCCAGCGCCAUGCUCGGCGGGGCGGGCACAGGCGGCUAUGCGACGACGUACGACAAGUUUGACGCCAGAGGGAACGUUUACGGAAGCAGGGGACAGCACGAAAUGUCGGAGGACCCGAUGCUGACCGCCCCUGACGACCCCAAAGCCAUGGACGGCUCCAAGGCGGCCUAUCAAUAUUACCAGGGGACGGCCAUGUACGAUGGUCACCACCACCAACAUCAACAUCACCACCAUCAUCACCAUCACGGCCAUCAUACGGACCGGGUCGACAUGUUCAACCAUAGGGCUGGCGCCGAGGCCGUCAUGCCGACCAUGGGGCCGGACGGCAAAGUCAAGAACGAGUACGAGCUUAACAUGCUACCUCGGCCCUUUGGCGCCACGCCACGGACCAUGGCGGACCCGCGUCAGCACGAUCAGUUUGACGGCAAGACACCUUCGACGGGCGGCUACUACCCCUCCAUCUUGUCGCCGCCCGGAAUCAACAUGACAAUGUCUUGA